GUUGCUUUUAAUGUGUCGAACCCAUGUCCUAUGCUUCAGUGCCUGGGAGUGAGAACACUGUUUGCAGAACAGCAGGGGUACACGGACCGUACCCAUGAACGCCGAGCGCUUUUUUACGCCUUUACUCGCUACGCGCGACCCGGAGGCUUGGCGGAGCGAAGCAGCACGGCGUCUGCUCUGAGUCUGGAGGGGGAAAACCAGGCUCGUCUCCGCGGGGAUCUUCGGACACAACUUGGAGAGAAGUCGCUUGCUGCUGUUGCCUCGACUGGAGGAGGUUUGUUCGGAGGUGUACAGCGAGAGUGUGAAGCAAGUGUCAGAGGGAGAGCAACAGAUGUUUUUUCGUGGAUAUGCGGCCGGCUGAGGAAUGAGAGCAGCGGCGAGGCACCGGCGGCCCUUCCAGCGGUUCUGCUGCUGUGGACUCGGGCUGGUCGCCGUCAUUUGGCUCACACAGGUUAUUCAGGCACCAGAGACCGAGUCUUCUGGGUUUCGGCUGGGCGUGAAUGGCGGGACGCUGCGAUGGACGCGCAGGCUGAUGCAGGAGAAGUCAGACAACCAGAGCCUGGACCAGCCCCGAGCAGCAAUCCAUGAGUUUCCAGAGGACAUCUUUACCAAGGAGCAGAGGAAGAAGGGGGCUGUGUUUCUGCAUGCACUCUGCGCCAUCUACAUGUUCUACGCUCUAGCCAUCGUCUGUGAUGACUACUUUGUCCCUUCCCUUGAGAAAAUAUCUGAGAACCUGCAACUCAGUGAAGAUGUGGCCGGGGCGACAUUUAUGGCUGCAGGAAGCUCUGCUCCAGAGCUUUUCACCUCUCUCAUUGGUGUUUUCAUCACUAAAGGAGACGUUGGAGUCGGCACAAUCGUGGGCUCUGCUGUCUUUAACAUCCUGGUCAUCAUUGGCCUGAGCGGGAUCUUUGCAGGCCAGACAGUGACUUUGACAUGGUGGUCUCUUUUUAGAGAUUCCACCUACUACAUCCUCUCUGUACUGACCCUCAUCAUGGUUAUCUAUGAUGCCAGAGUUGUCUGGUGGGAGUCCUUGCUCCUCAUGACCAUGUAUGGAAUCUACAUCAUAAUCAUGAAGUUCAACUCCCAGAUUCUAGUGUUUGUGACGCGUCAGCUGAGAAGCGUCAGGCCGUGCUGUCUCAAAUCAGCGGAUCACAGAGCGGACAAGAUGGGGGAGGAUGCCUCGGCUUGCAACACCUCCAUGGUGCUGCUUGGCAAAGGCCAAGCCCAUGGUCAGGAGCCUCCUCCAGUCAUCAUGGUGGAUGAGCUUCUCAUCCUCAACCCCCACAAACUGUCCUUCUCUGAGGCCGGUCUGCGUAUUAUGAUAACCCCCCACUUCUCCCCCCGCACCAGGCUCUCCAUGGCAGGACGCAUGCUCAUCAGUGAGAGACAGAGGCUGAUCCGUACUUUGAAGAACCAGCGGGAUGGUGAGGCCAGCCCCGGGUCAAGGGGCGGGUCAACCAGCAACAGCCUGAAGAGGACGGGCUCCUGCAGUCUGGAGAACGGAGGAGGGAGACCUGGGAUAGGAGACGCAGAGUUGGGAGACAAGCCAGGGGUCGAGGUGUGCCAGCCAGAGGAGGAGGAAGAGGAUGAAGAUGGGAUUUUCAGUCCUGUGCGUAUACCAGGUGGCUGCUGUGCGCGGGUGAAGUGGGUGAUCACGUGGCCUCUGGGCCUCCUGCUCUACUGCACUGUGCCUAACUGUAUACUGCCACGCUGGCACCGCUGGUUCAUGGUCACCUUUGUGGCCUCCACCCUGUGGAUCGCCGUCUUCUCCUACCUCAUGGUGUGGAUGGUUAGCAUCAUCAGCUUCACACUAGACAUCCCAGACUACAUCAUGGGCAUAACCUUCCUGGCAGCAGGGACCAGCGUGCCAGACUGCAUGGCAAGUCUGAUUGUAGCUCGACAAGGCAUGGGGGACAUGGCAGUGUCUAACUCCAUAGGCAGCAAUAUCUUUGACAUUCUGCUGGGUUUGGGUUUCCCCUGGGCUUUGCGUACCCUUGUGGUGGACCACGGAUCAAUAGUCUCCAUAAAUAAUAAAGGACUGGUGUAUUCUGUCAUCCUGCUGCUGGCAUCUGUGUUUCUGACAGUGAUGAGUGUACAUCUGAACCAUUGGAAGCUGGAUCGCCGGCUGGGUCUUGGUCUGAUGUUUCUCUAUGCCAUCUUCCUGCUCUGCUCCAUCCUCUUCGGGCAGAUGUGAGGCCAAAGGUCAAAGGUCAAACCUCGUCAGACAAUAUGCUGAGUACCUACCUACCUUUCUACCACACAUCAGCUUUCCAAAAAAAAAAAAAAAAAAAAAAAAAAAGUGACAGUGUUGUGUUCCUUGUGAGAGUUUUUGUGCACCUCCUGUAGGAUUUGCUAGGGUGAUGUCGUACACAUGCAACUACACAAACACAAACUCAAGUCCUUUAUCAAUAGCACAGAUGUUUUUUCCUCCUUUUCAUACAGGGCAGUGUUUGAAAGCCGUCAGUCUUGUAUGUAUCAAAUCGGGUGACUUUCCAAAAACCUGAAUGACAUGGCAGAUGAAAGCAGCAGGAUUGUUGGGCCUUUAGUAACAAUAUGAAACAGGAACAACAAAAACAAAUUGUUCUGGUCCUCAUUAGCUAGGUUUUUGCACAGUGUUGUGGCUGUGCAACAGCCCACUAAUAUUUUGAUGAUAAUUAUAUAAUGUAACUGAGCUAAAAUUUCUGUCUCCAUUCAGUAACGACUUUGACAUUAUAUUUUAUGCUUGUUAAAUUUGAAUAUACAAAAAUGAAUCUUCUGGCAUUUUCUACAAACAUUUGUUGCCAAACGCAUCAAUUUUGAGACAGGCUGCGUCCCGCUAAAAAUCCGCCGAGUUAGCUUACCAGCCAACUAACACGCUACAAAUCCAAACUGCCUCUGCUCGAUAAUUCCUUUUUGAAUAAAUGAUGUGCUAUCACUAUUUCAUGAAAGCAAUAAGUCAUUAGAAGUAACACACAUCCACCCUUUUAUGCAUUCACAAACGUAGAUUAUGCACAUCCCAUUAAUUGUUAAUAUCCCAUGCAGUGAGCAUAAAUGAAAAGGUCUUAAUGACACAAAGGUUUCGUUCUCUCAGGGACUGUUACUUACUUACUGUCACUGCAGCUCUUUUCCUUUGAGUCUCCUGUUCAGUUUAUUUAUUUGUAUUUUUCACAUUUGUGUUUGGAAUGCUGCUGCAGCCGAGCAAAUCAUUUACAGGGUUAUUGGCUAGUUGGCUUUAAUACCGACACAACAAACAAAAAUCAUAUCUAAUAGAGAGUAAGUUCAUUAGCGUGCAUCUUCUCUGCUGCUGUAUCCACAUGUUGUCUCCUCCGGAUUAAUCAGAAGCGUGUGUUUCUGGAGAGACUAAUCAAACAGUUCGAGAAUGAUAUGCAGAGGCACCAGACACCGGCAGUUACAAUUUACUGCAGGUGAAAAGAGGCGUUUAAGUGCAACUACCCAAUAAAAACCCUACUGGGCUGCAGUAGAGAACAAAUUCUCUUCAAAAUAAGGCUGAAAUUCACAGGUGGCUGUGGUGAAAAUGGAUAUUCUUCAUGUUGUUCAUUUGAAGAAGUGGUACUUUAAUCUGCCAUGUCAUGCAUCAGAUUAAUCGAAUUGUCUGUUGGCCUUAGGUUUGAAUACCUUUUGUAUGUUUUGAAUGUACACCCCAGCUGACUUUGCCAUUCGUGUGGAAAUAUUUACAGGCAUUCAAAUGUAGCAGGCAGCACUGAAUUACAGCGAAGAACCUCUGAACAGACAGUGAGGUACUUUAGUCCUAUAAUGUCAGUAGACUAUUAGAAUAGAAACAUUGAUAUGAAAAAUGCAUAUUAUUGUGACAAUAUUUUGACGAUUUUGCCUCACUACUUAUAAGCAAGUAUUUGUACAGCUUAAUGUACUUAAAAAGAUUAACCUAGUGUUACAGUAUUUUUAGAGGUCUCAUUACUAUGAAAUCUAAUAUAUAAUGUACUUCUAUGAGUGUCACAAACUUUGAUGACUUCAAGUGCAGGUUAGUUGUAAUACUUCACGUUUAGUCAUGACAAUCGACGUUUGUAUUGUUUCUCGUACAUUUUAUGAGAUUAACUUACUCUGAUGGAACAUUUUUACAGUCAGCACAAACAGGGAUCAUGACAGAGGCAGAACGAGAUAUACUCACACAUACAUAUUCUGCGUGUUAUGGCCAAAAAUGCUGCAUAUUCACUAUUCAUAUGUACCAGCUGCUCUUCUGUCCUGUAGGAAAACACAAAAAUGUGGAUUUAUUCCCAUAAUACAGUGAUUUUUAGUUUUCCGAGAAUGCCAUGCUGUCAGUUUUUGGGAUCUACUGUAACCCAUGAAUUCAAUGUUUCAAUUCAAUUUGUUCUGCCAAAUGGAUGCGUGUGAUUUUUUUUUUUUUUUUUUGAAUGGCUAUAUAAAUAUCAUUGUCUACUUGACAAUACUUUUUACUGUUUGUAAAUGUUAAAAACUUUACAUAGUUUUACAAUAAUGAAUGUCUGACAGAGACUAGUUUUGUGGUAUUGUUGAUAUUUUUAAAAAAUACGUAAUGUAAGCCUACUUGUGAAUUAUAACAGAAUUAAUUCAUAUUUUGUGACUUUUUUUUUUAGCAGAAUAUGAAGUCUACAAUGUCAGACUAGCACUUCUUUUGUAAUGAGUUCAGUUUCAGUUGUCUUUUCGUCUUCAAAUCUUUUCAGCACUAAGAUUUUCUUUUAUGUCAGUAUUGAUUCUUUGACACACUCAACCUUAAUGCAUGCAAGGGAACACAGAAAAUGAGACUCCCGUUUACAAGUUGAAGAAAUGAAGUAAAAACAAAAAAAAAAAAACUAAAUGAUUUGAAAAAUGUUUUAAUGAAUGGCUUGAAUAUUCAAAUUUGUGAGCAUAAAGGGCAGUUAUUCUGAGUUUUCACUUCAAACUGACAGUUUAGUGAAACCCAUUUACCCCUUGUAACUGGAGAAAUAGCACUUCUUUUAAAUGACAGUGAGUAUUCACCUAUUUUCCCACUAUAGUGUCUCAGAAACAUUAAUUGUUUCAUCUGUUAUUCACUUUCUUUUUUUAGUGACAUUUUAAAAGUGGAGUUACAUUGAAAUACACUUUAUCUCAUCUGCUCAAAUGUUAUGCCAGGGGUUUAGCAACCAGAUCCCAUCAGUGCACCUUAAUGGGGUUUUAGGGUGACAGCUGACUUUUAACAUUUCCGAGCAAAAA
Molecule: messenger RNA, 5166 nt
Organism: Xiphias gladius (swordfish)
Lineage: Eukaryota; Metazoa; Chordata; Actinopteri; Istiophoriformes; Xiphiidae
Product: sodium/potassium/calcium exchanger 3
Exons: 18
Coding region: 365-2194 (609 amino acids)
Biological process (GO): calcium ion transmembrane transport; intracellular calcium ion homeostasis
Cellular component (GO): membrane
Molecular function (GO): calcium channel activity; calcium, potassium:sodium antiporter activity
Source: RefSeq, a predicted model, not a curated record